AAGUAGAUUGAGAGAUUCUUGCGUACACGAUAGCACUUUCAGGAAGAGGUCUUUUUCUUUUGUCAAUGAUGUGGAUUUGAAUGUUAAUUUCCUCCGAACUAGUCCUUGCGCGCGAACGCUUGGGCAUAAUGUGUAGUUUGGUAUGAUAGUUUCACAGUAACUACAAGCACUACAUGCGCACAACAUAGAGAAUAGUUCCGACUUGUUUAAUACAAAGACACCGCUAAAUUUGAGAGGACAACUACAAAUCUGAGUCAUACAACUUGUUGUCUUUUCCUUCAAGAAAUCUUAGUCUUCCUAAUAAUUUUAUGCCAUAUAUAAUAAUUCUUUCUUCAACGAUAACAAAAACGUCAUGUCUCUCGUUUGUUCUUUAACGGGGCGCAUCCCGUUCGAACCCGUGGUCUUGCGACCGAGUGGGUAUCUCUUCGAGAAGUCGGUGCUUGAGGAGAGGUUAGAGGCGAAUGGCAACACGUGUCCCAUCAGUGGGGCCUCCGUGGAAAGCAUACUUCCGGUGAAAACGGACGGUGCGCUGUCUCUGCGAACCGUAACGGCGGCGAAUUUGCCAGGUGUCCUCUCAGCAAUGCAGCAAACAUUUGACGAUAUGCUGACCGCGUCCUUCAAUAACAAACGCGAUUUGGACAAAGCAAAAGAGCAACUGCUUCAUGCGCUGUACUUCUUGAGUUUUCGUUUAUGGUCAAUGAUUUUUCAACGAUUUGUGUCAGUAGCAAUUGGAAUAUAAAACUAAAUAUAUGCAGAAUAGAGCUCUGACUGGUUGUACAACAAGCCAUUUCCUGGAACAAGAGGUAGUUGUCGUAUACGUAUUCCACCUUGUGAUUUUUUAUAGGAAAAAACAACAGAACAAGUCCCCUCAAUGCAGUUAAAAAAACUUCUCCACCUCGACCUCCUCCUCCCCGAACAUCACGAUCAGGCACCAGCACGAUGCAGCUACGAGGACUAUUAAGCGCAUACUUGCCGAGCGUGAUAUGGCACGAGCAACAGUGAAGACACUAGAGGUUAGUCUACAGCACCAGAGGAAAGUUUUGGGUGCUGCAGCUCCAGAAAAGGCAGCUGAGGUGCCAGAGGCGAUAGGUACUUCUAGUACAACAAAAAAGAACUACUACUGCUUAGGCAAAAAAUAGGAUGAUUUUUUUUUGAGUCGGCUUCGUAUUCAUAAGCAAUAUGAACGGCUACGGCAGCUGCAUGAUAAUUUAUAGUUUUGUAUUUUGCUUCAUCGAUCAACAACGUCGUCCUUUUACAGCACUUUACUAAUGUUGCGCAUUACAUAAAACUAGGCUUCUCCGACGAGUGGCGCGCCCGCGUGGCUGAGUAUGACCAGGCUUUCGCGAAAAAGCGAAAGGAAGGUGCUUACAAGGAGCAGCAUAAGCAAUUGACCCCAGUGAUGGUAAACAAGGAGAUGCAGCAGAUUUACCAUUUUUCCGAUCGGCACCAGGCUAGCGCUCCAGGUAUCAACUGCUGCGCGCUCGACCCUGCAGACAACAACAACGUACUCACUGGCGGCGUCGACGGCCACUUGGAAGUGAUCAAUGUCCAGGUGAUGGCAAACAACUAUCUCCAAGGGGUUCAGCGUCCGGCCGAAUCCGUCAGACUAGCGGCACACGAAGGUCCGAUUUCAUGCUGCGGCUUUCAUCCAGCAAAGAGCUCCGUCUUACUCUCCGGAUGCGAAGACGGCGUCGUCAAAAUUUGGAACAAAGAUGGUACUAUCUAUACAUGGAAAAUUUUGUUCCUAUUAAAUGAUUUUAAUUUUUCUCAUCUUCUGCUAUUCUUGUUUCCACCUUCAUCUUUGAUGAUAUUUCUCAAAGAAUGAAGAAACUCAAACUUUUUAAGAUACUUAUAAGUACACAAACUACAGCACUCGGUCGCCAUACUGAAGCCUAUGCUUCUCCUGAGGGACUGCACGACGGUGGUGUUAGAGAUAUGAACGUACAUCCGAUCAACGAGUUGCUGAUCACAGCUGGAGCACGCAGCAUAAGCUACGUGGAUAUGAACACGGGAGAUUUGCUUAGAUGGAUCAACGAAUUCCCAGGAAAUCAUGGAGAAAUUUCGCAGUUCAAACUUCACCCAAACGGUAUACAGGGAUGUUGAUGCUGUGUGUUGGUUUACUAAGUUGUAGAGUGGAUGUUGUGAUGUCCGAGGAGAUAUGGAUGAAAAGUUUCAGCAAUUUGCGUUAGUACUAACUUGAAUUUCAUCGACAGCUGCAAUGAAUCUAAACGAGAUGUUCUCACUAGUACGUCUUCUAAUUCUCUUUGUUGGCUCAGGUAAAGCUGGCAUUGCCGCAGUGGGUCGUUCCAUUCAGCUGUGGGACAUCGCGGGCGGAUCGCACACUCGGUGUCUCACAUUGGACGGUGAAGAAGAAAAGGUCCACGAUGCAGACAUCACUGCUCUCGCAGUGAGUCACAACGCGAUCAAUGUGGUGUCCGGUUGCCGCAAUGGCGUAGUGCGCUUGUGGGACUUGCGUAAGCAAGACCAGAGCGUUUGGGAGGAGGACUUCAGCAGGGGUAGCCAGGGUGGCAUCAACAAAUUGCGCUUCGACCCGGUGGGCCACUACCUUGCUGUAGCCCACAGCAAUGAGAUGCUGGACGUGGUUCACUUUGAAUCCAAGGCGACUCUUGCAGAAGUCUGUAGUUUUCCGAGAGCACAUAGAGGAGGCAUGGUGAUGGACGCUGUGUUUGCGGAUCGCGCACAAUUUUUAGUAUCCGUUGGAUUGGACCGAUCCAUCAAUUUCUACCAAAGCGAAGGACUAAAGGACUAUUUCGAAGAACCAGACACUAAGCGCUUGCGCUCGGAGGAAAUCUAGAAGAUGUGACAUUAUGCGUGGUAUCUUUGUCCGCAUGUCCAACAUUUUCCAUGUGCUUCGGAUUUACUUAUAUUUAUGUGAACAAGUACUAACAACUUGUCGUGAAGAUAAAAAUCUGAAUGAAAUAAACGAGGUGGCCUCAGCUUGCCCACACACACACGAACUCUUCCGAAAUACGCUACAACAGUUUCAAGAACAAUGUCUUUGUCUUUGACCACCUCCUCAUAUAGGCGCAUCACACAGCUACACGAAAAUAACGAUUGAAAACGCUCCUGGCGCUCGAUCACCCCUCACCAGAU
Messenger RNA from Amoebophrya sp. A25, 3114 nucleotides. NCBI's taxonomy places the organism in Eukaryota, Dinophyceae, Syndiniales, Amoebophryaceae. The record is from the annotation of a GenBank genome assembly.